This is a messenger RNA of Brugia malayi, 846 nucleotides long. RefSeq lists its product as uncharacterized. Gene Ontology annotation, molecular function: intracellular sodium-activated potassium channel activity. Bases 1 to 846 code for a protein of 281 amino acids. NCBI's taxonomy places the organism in Eukaryota, Metazoa, Nematoda, Chromadorea, Rhabditida, Onchocercidae. The transcript has 7 exons. The record is from RefSeq and is a predicted model, not a curated record.
AUGGUUAUUUUAUUUUCCACUUUACUGUGCCUGGUGUUCACGGGCACAUGUGGCACUGAACUUUUGCAGCGAGCUGGUGAGCAACGCUUUGGCCUUUUCACUUUCUUUUACUUCGUUAUGGUCACUUUCUCCACUGUCGGUCUUGGCCAAACCUACGUGGAACGACAGGAAGCAGGUGGCGAAUAUACCGAAAGUUGGGCCACUAAUAAGAAGCAUGUGACACUGCGUACCUGGGCACUAACUAACGAAGAAUCACUGUAUAAUCUCCGAAAAGGAUUAAACGCACAGUGGCAAAGGACCAGUUUGGAUGCAGUGACUGCAAAUAUUGGUGAUUUCUCGAUCUGUGAGCACUGCUCUUUUCGGACGGCGAGUGAAUAUCAUUGGAACAGUCCGGCAGUGAUUGUGGCAGCUGACCGGACAUGUUCUGGCCUAUACAACUUGAUUAUACCUCUACGCACUUAUCGGCCAACCGAAUCCAUCGUUCUUAGACGUGAUCGCAUGUUCCCCUCUGUCUACUGGAUGCAAGGCAAAAUAUCAAGUCUGGAUAAUCUUUUGAAAGCUGGCGUAUGUCUAGCGGACAGUGUGGUUGUUUUAAAGAAAGGUGCAACAGUGGUUGAGGAGCAUUUGGCUGACUGCACAACAAUUUUAACAGUUCAGAAAAUACACAGAAUGUUUCCAAGACUGCGGAUCAUCACAGAGCUUACUCACGCUAGCAAUAUGCGCUUCAUGCAGGUCGAUGCCGAUGAUCAGUACGCUCUUCAGCAGUCUAAAUAUGAAAAGGUAAAUUUUGGCGUUUCUUUAACGAAUACUUCUAGCCACAGAUCUCUUCGUAAUUUUUCACUCUAA